AUGGUUAUAACUGUGGAGAUGAGAACAAUGUUUUUAUUUCGCCAGGCACUUCGUAUAUGUUUAGACGUUGUCAUGGUAAUGUUUGGUACACUAGUAAUAUGCGAAGCCUUAGCAGCUUGUUAUUUAGUUCAGACUAUUUAUAAUGGUGAACCAGCAGAUCUUAUAUUUGACCCAAAAAGCCCACCUGCACAUACAUCGGAAUCACGAUUGAAUAACUUCAGUACAGCAACGUCGUCUGAGAAUCGGUACAGUGAAGAUCCAUUGGCUGAUUCCAAUGAAGGUGCCCCGCCUAGAACUCUGGCCCACGUGAAUCCAGCAUUUUCGGCCACGAUCACUGCUGAAGAUAAAGCAAACAAACGCAAACCGCGCUCUUCUCAACAACCCCGUCACACAGAGCCUACAGCCAGGCCAAAUAAAAACAGAAACCAGGACAAGGUAGAAAUAGAACAGUUAGACCAUCCACCCAGGGUUAUCACGCCUACACGCAUCCGGUCAAGCAACGACCAUGAAGCAGCAGUUCAAAUGAUGGAGACACCCGUAACAUCACGGGAGAAUGUCGUGAUUCUGAAUCAGCAAUCCCCAUAUACACAGUAUGGUCAUGAAUCAGAUGAUGAUCCACGGUAUGUAACUGAGCCUUGUCGCACAGGUCUGUCCACACCCAGUUUGGCACCUGCCUCUCCCUGGGCAUCAAGCAUUCAUCUGCAAUCAGAUGAUUCUGGCGCUCCUAAGGUACACAGGUAUGAUGACGUAGCAUCAGAGCCAGAAAGUGCACACAUGUACGAGGAGGUGCCACUUCAAUUAGAGCCAAGGCAAGAUUCCUUGUUUGAUUCUGAGACCAAAAGUUAUACUAAUCCGCAUAUGGUAUUAAAUGAUGAAAUAAGUAAUCCCGACCAAAGAUAUGCAAACUCAGAUGAGAAUGACAAUCGUGCAGUCGUGCAUACACCAUGCCCCCAAUCACCAGAUUUAUACAGAGGACCAUCAGACGAACCAGUCUUCAUUGUCAAUGAUGCUGCUGACAAUUCACAUGACAAGUACAACCCGCAUGCAAGACAUCUACAGAAGGCAGCUCGCUCAAACAAGAUGAAACCAAAGCCAUACAGUGGUGAAGAUGAAAGGUUCACGGAGGGCUCAAUUAGAAAAAGUCUUGAGAAACUGUAUGGGAAGCCAGAAGAGGCACACUUAGGUGUGAUAGGCAGAGAUAAUCAACCAAUCCAGAUGGCUAAUAUGAAUGAACCACAUUCCCUUCUAGCUGAUGGCACUCAUCAUAAUGGCAGUGAAGAUGGUUUCCCUGGAACUGAUACACAGAAUGAUUGGGAAAAUCAUCUUAGACGUAACCCAUCUCCUGUCGAAUCAAUUGACACAUCAAUCAGUGAGACCUCUAGCGAUUCAACAAGUCUGUCAAAGGGGCACACUUAUCAUCCAGAACAAGAAGAUCACUCAAUUCCCACUACUCGUGGUUAUGAAACUGACCCCAAUAACUACCAACGCACACUCCCGGAUGAUGAGAUGGUAAUUCCUGAUUGGAACUUUGCAAAUGGCCAAACACGGUCAACGGAUAGAAUGGAUGAGCCUUGCUCACAUAGAGCCCAACCAUGGUCAGGAAGCAAUCAUGGUAUUUUUGGCAACCCCAAUAGCUCUUAUCGAGCUGGAGUGCCUGUCAAUGAGGCGACGAUGCAUGGGGAUAUGGCGUUGCCAGACUUUGCUACAGAAAGGCCGACACGACAAUCAAAAAGCACAUCUUCUAUAGAUUCAGAUGGUCGUUUACCAGCCACUACAAGCGGAUAUUACCACAAUAUGUAUCGAUCUUCCGAUCGAGUAUAA
Molecule: messenger RNA, 1821 nt
Organism: Saccoglossus kowalevskii
Lineage: Eukaryota; Metazoa; Hemichordata; Enteropneusta; Harrimaniidae
Source: RefSeq, a predicted model, not a curated record